CAAAACAUAAAUCAAAAAUUUAAUCAAUCACACGUGCCGAAUUGCAGUUUCCCAUAGUCUCGUCGCUAUUCCCGGGCAAUUAAGUAUACGCCAGUUUCGCACUACUUCGCGACGGGAAGCGGAAGUCUAGCUGCCUGUUGCCGUCUCUGUAGUUGGCUCUGCAGUGGUAGUGGCCAUGGUGAAGGUGUAGCUGGAACACUAAGCUGGCAGCGGAAAUCGAGGAAGUGUUGGGACCUAUGAUGCCCCGACUCCGGCUUAAGCACACAAAUCCGUCAUAAUGCAGCGCUGAGGCCAGCGGAACAAGCAAAUAGAAGCCAUCGCACUUCAGGGCCAACGCAGGAACAAUCGCAGGACAAGGGUGCUCCGCUUGACGACUAGCGAUUUCCAAACAAGAGACGUCGACAAAGCGACCAGCGACAUGGCGGACCUAGAGCGCAUUCGCCUCGUCCUUCUGGGCGGCGCCGGCGUGGGCAAGAGCUCCAUUGUGAAGCGCUUCCUGUUCAAAACCUACACGGACAAAUAUCGUGCCACUGUCGAGGAUCUCUACAAUCGCGAGUACGACCUGGGAGGCGUCACACUGAAGGUGGACAUCUUGGACACGUCGGGUGACAUGCAGUUCCCGGCCAUGCGGCGCCUGUCCAUCGCAACGGCCCACGCGUUCAUGCUCGUCUACGCGGCCACAUCCGCGCCCAGCUUCCAGUGUGUGAAGCAGUGCUUCGAGGAGAUCCGCGAGCAGCGCGGCGACUUCCAGGACAUCCCCAUUGUGAUCGCCGGGAACAAGGCCGACCUGGCCACCACCCACAGAGAGGUCAAGCUGGAGGAGGUGACCGACUGGGUCUUCUGCGAGCUGCCGCGCUUACGGGCGAAAGUGCUGGAGUGUUCGGCAAAGGAGGACAGCAAUGUGACGGACCUCUUCAAGUCCCUGCUCUCCCUGUCCCGCUUUCUGCCAGCCAGCAGUAGUGGGAGCGGGGGCAGCGGGGGCGGCGGCGAGGCGGCGCCCAGCGGUUUCAAGCGGCGUUCAUCGGCAUACGUCAGCGCAUCGUCCAGUCGCAAUAAAAAUCGGAUGAACAGCCCGGCUCUGGGAGGCGCCAGCGGCAGUGGCGACAAGAAGGGCUCCAGCCUCGUGGACGCCGUCGAUGUCGCCACCACCAGUGCGGAGGCCAAGCUGAAGCCGCGUUCCAGAUCGCUCAUACGCCGCGCAUCACGCAAGACCAAGCAGCAAAUCAACAACGCAUCCGACGACUGCAACGUGCAGUAAACCGUUAUUUUGGCCGCUAGCGCCGCGCUUAAUUAUGUUAUUUAGUUAUUAUGGUUGCCACAAUGAGAAUUAAUAAUGUACGCCAGUUAAUUAGCGUGCAUAAACAAGUGCCGCCGUAUUUAUUUUCGGUGCACUGAGCUGAACAUGCUGAUAAAGCUACCGAACUCACAAAAACCACUUGCUCAAGGGUAGAACAAUUUCGAUGAAUUUGCCACUCUGUAAAACAUUUUAUAGUUUGUAACUAGAGCUUCAAAACGAUGCCGUCAUUACACUGGCCUGAGAAUAUAAAUAUUUCGAAAGCUACUUUGAUUAGGUAAAUUUGUAUUUCAGUAUGAAAAGAUUUCAUAGCUUCUAAGCCAUGAGAGAUCAAUAUCCUUAACAACAGGCAAAACAUAGCGCAUACAAAUAUCAACAGCAAACAAUUAUGCGUCCGUUGCGAUCCGGUGUCAUAGCGGCAUAAUAGAUAACCGAUUAUUCCGACAUUGAGCUUACUUGCGAGGCAUUGUGCACACAAAACGAUUUGAGUUUCGCUUAAUAAGGUCGGAAGGGACCAGGUUUAUUUAAAUUUGAAUUUAAUUUUGAUUUCUCCCAUGGGAGAAGGGAGUUUGAAGACUCGUAGCGCCGUUAAAGGAGUUCCUUUUGAUGGCUAAAUAAUAGCUCAGUCGCGUUGUUCGUGGUUUUUCGAGGGAGGACUAAGUAAAUGCGUUUUCGACUGGCUGAUUGUCUUAAUAUUGUGACAGGUGCCAUAGCCCUAAGGUACAUUCUAUGAUACUAAUUUAUGAAUCUCUAUCUGCACCCUUAGCCUACACCAUGGUUAAUAUUUGAACCUUCAGUCCCCCUCAGUCCCCUUCAGUUAAUUCAGCCCCGAUAUGAAUGUUUAUAUUGGCUUGGGCAGAACUCGUACGUUUCGAAUCUGCAGUAAAACGCAGCACGGAAUCGCAACUUUUGCACAAGUAAGGAAUUUUCGCGGCAUUCUCCUCGGUUCCAGCCACGUAAAAUAACAGGAACUUUAGCAGAGAGCGCAGAACAAUUUACUAUGCAAAAAACGUAAUUGCAAAAUAAAUUUGAUGGGGAGGGUCCCGAAUGCUUAUCAAGGAUAAUACAGGGUGAACUUCUUAUGCCAAAAUGCCAAAUCAAAUUGCCCACAAUGCACAUCCUGUUCGCAGGAGGCGUACGGAAGAGAGUAAUCGAUAAAUCUGUUUUUAAUACGAAACUUGUAUCCUUUGGCACAAGCUACACUUGCAGCUGGAUAAGUGGUGCGUGGGUGUGUUCGUCAGUGUGUGAUAAGAGUCCUUUGUGUUUGUU
Messenger RNA from Drosophila teissieri, 2563 nucleotides. RefSeq names its product GTP-binding protein Di-Ras2. The record is from RefSeq and is a predicted model, not a curated record. The coding region runs from base 419 to 1258 and encodes 279 amino acids. Gene Ontology annotation, molecular function: GTPase activity; GTP binding. Lineage: Eukaryota; Metazoa; Arthropoda; Insecta; Diptera; Drosophilidae. The transcript has 7 exons.